AUGGAGAACCUGGCACGACGGUCGGGAAGAACUAGAGAAAACAGCCAACACCAAAACCUGAAGCAGCAGUACAAGCGACUACAACGUGAAUGGCGGGAUAGGGCUGCGACUGAAUCCUUUUGGGCGCAAAUCGAGGACAAUGAGUUGAAGGAGACUCAAAAGAGGAACGAGCGAAAGCACCGGAUCAGUCUUGAGGGGAACGCCAUUGAUCAAUUGGAUAGUGCAUUCGGCUAUUUUAGCAAGAAGACGAAGAAGGCUUACGCGCCCGUUGCAGAAGAAGAGCAUAGAUACACCGAUCUGACGGCGGCAGAAGUUGAAGAAGAAGAGAUGGACAGAGAUCGGGAAGAGGACACAGGACAACAGGACGAAACGCAGUCUUCAGAGACCGAUGAGAGUUACCAGCCAUCGCGCUCGCCUACCAUAACACCAACCAAGCAAAGGGUCCCCUGGGGUGUUAUCUACAAUACAGGGGAGGGUGUUCUUGAUUACCCAUCGUCCUGGCGAACCCCAUGGGUGCUUGAUGAUGUUAACGUAGCUGAACUCCUAUGGGAUUUUCGACAGUCAGUUGUUGCAGUACUACCAAACUUGGAUGCCCCCAUCGAGUCUUUGUAA
This is a messenger RNA of Linnemannia hyalina, 612 nucleotides long. NCBI's taxonomy places the organism in Eukaryota, Fungi, Mortierellomycota, Mortierellomycetes, Mortierellales, Mortierellaceae. The record is from the annotation of a GenBank genome assembly.